Marchantia polymorpha subsp. ruderalis is the source of this 3021-nucleotide messenger RNA. The record is from the annotation of a GenBank genome assembly. NCBI's taxonomy places the organism in Eukaryota, Viridiplantae, Streptophyta, Marchantiopsida, Marchantiales, Marchantiaceae.
GAGGCCUGCGCUCUUCAUGCUCUCGGCCCAUUCGCUGAUUUUGCUCCCUCGCUGUCGAGGGAGCAUGGCAGGACGAGUGAUCCGAGGCCUGUAGGCCCGGGGCGAUGGAUGGAUGCACGCGAGCAAGCAAUUGGCACGAGAAACUCACAAAUUCGUUUGUCUUGCCGGAAUCUUUCGCUACGCUCUGCGCAUUUCUCGGCACCUCGUCGGCAGAUACGGCAAAUGAUUUGAUCGAUCGAGGAUGGGGAUGGAGAUGAUCCUCCGGGUGCACAACGCACUUCGGGGAGCAUUCCGUGGAGGGGUUUGAUUGCAGGAGAAGGUGUGGGCGGGUCUUGCCGAGUUUGGGGGUGGGCUUCUUGCGCCUUCGGGACUGACACUUUUGAUGCUUUUGUUCUCUUCGUGCUCUUGUGCCCCAAAAAGUCCUCGCUCGAGCUUUGAGAAUGUCCGCUCCUGUCAGCGCAGAUUGGACGGGCGUACAUGUCCUUGGUGCGGCGAGCGAUCUCGGACUUUAGACAGGUGUGAUGACUCGGACGCUUUGCGAUCCGGGACCUCGCCUUGCCCGUCCUCCUCGUCCUCGUCCUGCGGCCACUUCUGCUUGUCCUUUGCCCGAGCUUUGAGGAUUUUCUCCAAAUCCUUCCCUUUCUCCUCCUCCCUCAUCUGUGGGGCCCGCGCUCACCUUUCAGCAUUUAUUGCAGUAUUCAUAAUUUGCAGAGCAAGGGAAUGAGGUACUGCCGCUCGUCGUCUCCAGUUCCGGUGGACGGAUCCGAUGCAUUGCCAUUGCCAUCGCCAUCAGACCAAAGAAUCUGCUGCACAAGCGUCGCUCAUGUUCUCCCCACGAACGUACUUACUUCGAAGCUGCCGCCGGCAUCGAAUCGUUCGUGUACUCAAGGCGGAUCGCAUGGUGCCGAAGGAUGAUGGUACCCUAGAGCAUCGAUGUUAAAAUAAUAAUAAUUUCCGAUGGAGCUGUGCUCGAGUUCUCGAGCUGCGCAUAUCUGUGAGGUGGAGAGAAAAUCCGGUGACGGGAAAUGGCGCAAGGUUUUUCGGCCGAGCUUUUUGGCUUGUACAGCUGUCUUCAUCAUGUUCGUGUUAUUUAUCUGCAACGUGGCUGUGAAUGAACCUUAUAUCUAUCACAGGGAAUGGAGUGUUACGACGUUUAUGCAGAGUUUCAAACCUGCCAAUGUUAUGAAUUGCACGGUACAAGCCCAAGCUUCACCAGUCAAAGAACGUCCGAACGAAUGUCCGAAACCUGGAAAGCGAGAGGGUACUGAAACCUUGCCACGUGGAAUAGUGGAGGCUACUUCAGACCUUGAACGUAGACACUUAUGGAAGGUUUCCGAAAACGAUGCAGCCAUGUCUCAAAACCUUCUUGCUAUGGCUGUUGGUAUCAAGCAGAAAAGCAAUGUGGAUAAAAUUAUCCAGAAGUUCCCCGCAGACAAUUUUACGAUCAUGCUCUUCCACUACGAUGGACAAGUAGACGCGUGGAUGGAUAUGGAGUGGAGUCCUCAAGCAAUUCAUGUAAUGGCUGCCAAUCAGACAAAAUGGUGGUAUGCCAAGCGGUUUCUGCACCCGGACAUCGUCGCGAGGUACAAUUAUAUAUUCCUCUGGGACGAAGAUCUCGGGGUGGAAAAUUUCCACGCUGACAGAUAUCUAAACAUCAUGGAAGAUGAAGGACUUGAGAUUUCUCAGCCUGCCCUCGCUUCAAGCUCUUCAGAGGUUCACCACAGAUUAACUGUACGCCAACCCAGAGAGAGAGUUCACAGACGCUUGAUAACAGGAACUGGAUGGAACUCAUGUAACGCCAAUAGCACCGGUCCUCCGUGUACAGGGUGGGUAGAAAUGAUGGCUCCAGUGUUUUCUCGGGCUGCCUGGAGGUGCACUUGGUACAUGAUUCAGAAUGACUUAGUUCAUGCCUGGGGUCUAGACUACAAGCUUGGUUACUGUGCCCAGGGAGUUCGCAGUGAGAAAGUGGGUAUCAUCGACAGUGAAUAUAUUGUUCACGAAGGCAUUCCCUCCUUGGGAGGUCAACCUCAUGACAAGACUGCAGAGAGUCAAACAAAUCUGAGGACUGCUAACGUGCUUGACGCUAGCCUCCUGGAUCCCGACGCUGUGGACACUCGAGGAGAGAUUAGAAAUAGAUCUAAAGUUGAGUUGCAAGCGUUCUCACGACGAUGGAGAAGAGCAGCUGCAAGCGAUCCAGAAUGGAUGGAUCCAUUCAAAGUAGAGCUUCCGUCCGAAGAAAACCAUUACGCUGUUGAAACCAAGCCAGAUGGAAGAUUUGCUCCAGUUGAUCCGUCGGCAAAGCAAGCCAAGAAAGCCUCGAGAAAUAAAGCCAGAGGACCGAAUAGGACAGGGUAAUGGAAAGUACCUCAAAGGAGCUGAUCAUUCUUCCUACACUGCAGAGGCCGUACGAGGUCAAGCGGGCGCCAGAUGCUUUUUCUGUCGCUUUAAGUAGGGGUGGUAUAGCGUAAUGCUCCGUCCUUAUAUUGUACAAUUUACAAUUGUCUCAUGCACCUCAUCGUUGUGUUCACUUUGAGCUCAGAUGGCUACUGUCCAGCGAAAAUGAACGGAGCAUAUAUCUUCUGUGGUAGGACUCAAUUGCUUCUAUAUGCUACCUUCGGUUAAGAUUUAGGUCGUCAACGCUGAUAUAGCUAAGAGGGGUCCUUUCAAUGCAACUCAAGGAUAUUAUUAGGAACAGGACUGUCACCGAGAUCGACUGAGCGGAAGCUUUGCUGCGACGACAAUCAUCCAGCAUUCCAGGCCGUCUUGAAGAUGCCUAACAUUGGAAAUGGAUCUACCACAGUUUUUUCGACUUUGUCCCGGUUGUCGAGGUCUAGUGAGGAGGCAGUCGACCUGGAAUGGUUUGUUAGCGGGGCUGUAAACGAAAAAUGAGUUGUGAGUUCUACGGUGAAGGUAUGCUUGAUGCAGAUUAUUCUUUUGUCCGUGGCUGUGAUUUUCACACCACAUUCAACCUCAUACCCCAAUUAUUUUUGCUCAAAAGAGAGAGCGACAUUCACACGAUCU